Molecule: messenger RNA, 2944 nt
Organism: Tinamus guttatus (white-throated tinamou)
Lineage: Eukaryota; Metazoa; Chordata; Aves; Tinamiformes; Tinamidae
Source: RefSeq, a predicted model, not a curated record
AUGGGGGACGCGCUGGGGGCCCGCGGGGCCCUGUGCCCGGCCAGGGCGCCCAAAGACCAUCAGGAAGGCUUGUUGGCAUUUCAGCUACACAUGGAUGGAUACCACCUGGCCAUCACCCACCUGCUGGCAGGGCAGUCAGGCAUGGGGAUGUCGAGACUUGUGUUGAACGCUGCCUUGGAUGCAGACCGAGUUGUGCUGCAGCAGAUGAGAAAAGCAGCAAAAGCAGAGCAUGCCUGCGGACAAGAUCUCAUCAGCCACAUUGAAGCCCACAUCGCUGCUCAGGAGAAAUUCUCAGCCAACUACCAGCUGGAGGGUGAGGAGCAGCUGGCCAAAGCCUUUAGCACCUUUGCGACCUUUUCCUGGGAGCUACUGACGGCUGUCAGGAGCCUGUUGCAGAGUUUGUAUCACAACAUCAACUUUUCCCUGGAGUCACUAAUAAAGGGCGACUUGAAAGAGCUCAAAGGGGAAUUCAAAAAACCAUUUGAGAAGGCCUGCAAAGACUAUGAGAACAAACUUGCAAAAAUUGAGAAGGAGAAGCGAGACCUUGCAAAGCAGUAUGGGAUGGUGCGAAGCGAGGUGAGCGGAGGUGAGAUUGCAGAGGAGAUGGAGAAGGAGCGGAGGACCUUCCAGUUAAACAUGUGCGAGUAUCUAAUCAAAGUGAAUGAGAUCAAAACCAAGAAGGGGAUCGGCUUGCUGCAAAACCACAUCAAGCACUGCAACUCACAAUUCAAUUUCUUUCAGGAAUGUUUAAACACAACAGCAAAACUGAAGAAGUUUACAGAAAAGCUCAUUCCAGAGCUGCAGAGCAUGAAGAUUUGGCAGGAUGAGGAGAAGAAGCAGCUGUGCUCCCUUCGGGAUCAACUGAAAACAGCAUUGCAGCUGGAGCGGAAAGAGGAUUCUGGGAGCAAACAGGCAAAGUACAACAUGCACCAGCUGCAAGGGAACAAGGAGUAUGGCACAGAGAAAUCAGGGACCCUCUUUAAGAAAAGCGAUGGGUUGAGAAAAGUCUGGCAGAAGAGGAAAUGUACCAUCAGCAAUGGCUACCUUACCAUCUCCCAUAGUACGCUCAACCGCCCACCAGCCAAGCUGAAUUUACUGACAUGCCAGGUGAAGCCGAAUGUGGACGACAGGAAAUGCUUUGAUCUGGUUUCACAUAACCGCACCUACCACUUCCUGGCAGAGAAUGAGCAGGAAUGUGUUGUAUGGGUGUCCGUCCUCAGCAACAGCAAGGAGGAGGCUCUAAACGUGGCCUUCAGCAAGGCACAAAGUGGUGGCGAGAGCAGCAGGGAGGAGCUGACCCAGGCCAUCAUUGAGGAAGUUAAAUGCAAGCCCGGGAACGGAGAAUGCUGUGACUGCUCAGCACCAGAUCCCACUUGGCUCUCCAUUAACUUGGGCAUCCUGAUCUGCAUCGAGUGCUCUGGGAUUCACAGAGAGAUGGGUGUGCAUCUUUCCCGCAUCCAGUCGCUAUCUCUGGACAAGCUGGCAACCUCAGAAUUGCUGCUGGCAAAGACUAUUGGCAACUCCUGCUUCAAUGACAUCAUGGAAGCGAAGAUCCCCAGCUCUACAACGAAACCCACAGAGCACAGUGAUAUGGCCUUUCGGAAAAAUUUCAUAAUUUCCAAAUAUAUUGAAAAAAAAUAUGCAAAGAAGAGCCCUGCCACUCACCAUCAAGGCCUGCCAGAAGCCAUCAUGUACAAGGAGAUAUUUUCUUUGCUCCAAGCUUAUGCUGAGAAUGUGGAUUUGAGCAAGCCUGUGCUGGCACCUCUGCAGGAACCUGGGGAGACCAUGCUCCACCUGGCAGUGCUGUUGUCUGAUAGAACCUCUUUGCAUAUUGUUGAUUUUCUUGUGCAAAACAGUGGGAACCUGACAAUGCAGACUGCAAAGGGGAACACGCCGCUUCACUACUGCUGCUCUCACAACAAACCCGAGUGUGUCAAGCUACUACUGAAGGCCAAAGUCAACAUUGCCAUCACUAAUGAAGCAGGCGAGACAGCCCUGGCUGUUGCCAGGAGGAUGAGACAUCCCCAGUGUGAAGAACUGCUGCUGCAGGCCCAAAACAAUGAGUUCAACCCGCACGUCCAUGUGGAGUACGAGUGGUGGCUGGGCCAGGAUGACAUGUAUGAAAGUGACGAAGACCUGGAUGAGAAGAUGGGUUCUUUGAAGAAAGAGCAUCCUAUGCGUCCUCAGAGCUGCUACCACCCACCUGCUCCUGCUCCCAAGCAACAGGCAGCAGGGACGGUGCCCCUGGGGAAGAGGCCAGACACCUUCAUGUCACCCAGCCACCUCCGUGGCCUGGACAUGCCACCAGCCCCCUCCUACGCACCCCCCACCCCACCCCAGUGGGUAAGCCCAGAGGCCCAUCCAUCCUUUCUUACCAGCACAUCUGUCUUUACUGAGGAAACAAAAACUGGAAAGAUCCCACCCCUGAUUCUGAGCACCAAGCACAAGCGCACAUCUUCUGAACCAGUGCCUUGGGUACCGCUUAGUCCCGAGCCGCCAAGUCAAGUCAACCUGACUUCAGGCACCCUGAAAACAACAGGCUCCUUUUGCAUACCUGGUCCUGGGAAAGUGGGACAAGCCGGUCCACAGCAGUCUCUCCAGGAGCCAGAUCUGUGUUCUGUGCAUGCUGAGGAGUCUCCACCCCCUCUUCCUCGGAGGAGCAGUCUGAACAGACUGCUGCUCCGCAGGGUCCGAGCUCUCUAUGAUUGCACUGCUGACCGGGAAGAUGAGCUGACUUUCCGUACAGGCGAGAUCAUUGUGGUGUCUGAAAAGGAGGACAGCAACUGGUGGAAAGGGUGGAUUGAAGGACAGCCUCAUAGAUGCGGUGUCUUCCCAGCUUCAUUUGUUCAUAUCCUCAAUGAAUAGGAGCUGCUUCACGUGAGGAGGAAAGAUCUGAUCAGAUGCAUAAAAUGCAGCUCUCCCACAUGCUGUCUGCAGAGGGCUC